Molecule: messenger RNA, 771 nt
Organism: Anastrepha obliqua
Lineage: Eukaryota; Metazoa; Arthropoda; Insecta; Diptera; Tephritidae
Exons: 3
Coding region: 1-771 (256 amino acids)
Source: RefSeq, a predicted model, not a curated record
AUGGCGAGCCGUUUGUUGUUAAUUUACUUUGCUUUGUUAGCGUUUGCGUGCACUGGUUCAGUGUGUGGCCACGGCAUGAUGCUAGAUCCACCGGGACGUUCAUCGCGUUGGCGCUACAAUUCCUCUGCGCCCAAAAACUAUGAUGAUAAUGGAUUGAAUUGUGGUGGCAUGACGGUACAAUGGAAUACAAAUAAUGGUAAGUGCGGACUGUGUGGCGAUAAUUACGCUUUGCCGACGCCGCGUGCCAACGAGAUCGGUGGAUAUUAUGGCGGAGUUGGUGUGAUUACAAAAGUUCUUCAAGGCUCCUAUACAGCUAGAGUGGGUGUGCGCAUCACCACCAAUCAUUUGGGAUACUUCCGUUUCGAUAUUUGCGAUCUGACUGAGUUUGGUGCUGAGUCGGAAUACUGCUUCAGCAAGUAUCCGUUACGCUUUGUUGAUGGUUCCAGUCGACUGUAUAUAGGAAGCACAGCAGGCUGGAUUGAUGCAGACGUUAUUUUGCCUGAAAAUUUGUAUUGUGAACAUUGUGUGCUGCGUUGGACCUACACGGGCGGCAAUAAUUGGGGUCCUUGUGGUAAUGGCACAAGCGCGUUGGGCUGUGGGCCACAAGAAACAUUCGUCAAUUGUGCAGAUGUUAGUAUUGUUUAUCCAGUGACUGGUCGUUUGUACUUGCCAUGGUCGAUUGAACGUAAAAUUGAAGAGCCAGUGAACGCUGAGGUUCCAGAGUUUUACAAGAUAAUUUGGUUUUAUAAAAAAAGAUUUGGUAGCUUUUAA